Messenger RNA from Acanthopagrus latus (yellowfin seabream), 2741 nucleotides. Its product is annotated as F-box/LRR-repeat protein 12-like. The coding region runs from base 49 to 1326 and encodes 425 amino acids. The transcript is spliced from 3 exons. Gene Ontology annotation, molecular function: protein binding. NCBI's taxonomy places the organism in Eukaryota, Metazoa, Chordata, Actinopteri, Spariformes, Sparidae. The record is from RefSeq and is a predicted model, not a curated record.
GUCGGGAUAUCAGUCCGUGUCCGAGGUUUAAAGAGUUUUGUUUACAAAAUGGAUGAAUUUAAACCCUGUAAUCUGGAUUACUUUCCUGAAAACAUUUUAAUUGAUGUGUUGUCGUAUUUGAGCGUACGGGAGCUCGUCCGAGCCGGGAGAGUGUGUAAGAGAUGGAAACGUCUUGUUAAAGACCAAAGACUGUGGAGAAUUGUCGAUCUGACUGCAUGGAAAGGGGUGACAUCCCGCAUACUUUGGCUCCUGCUGCGUCAGUACCUUGGUUGUGGACUAAGGUGCCUACGGUUGCGUGGUUUGCUGCUUUCUGCCCGAGGGGGCACCUUCCUCUCUGAGUCUUGGCUCAAAUCCUUGUCCACUAAGUGCCCUCGCCUGACCAAGCUCUAUCUUCUACAUGCAGACUUGAGAGGCCUGCCCAGUUGCCAUCUGCUACCUGCAUCUUUGCAGGUGCUGGAGCUGCGUGGUUGUGAGCUGCCUCGAGAAUUUUUCAAUCAGGCUCCUACUUCCCAAGACAGAGCAGAAGCUACAUCAAGCGUUGGUGCUCAGCAGCAAAAAAGGAAUCAGAAAGGAAAAGGCCUUGCCUCUCCAUCAGGGAUUGGUAUUGGUAGGUUAGUCCUUAACAAUGUGCCCUCUUUCACGGACCAGCAUCUGCAGAGUCUGACAUCAUGGGAGAGGCUCAGUCGGUUGGAGCUGCGCGACACCUUUCGUGUGACAGCCAACGGGCUCAGGAGCUGUGCCGCCAAGGACGGUGUCUGUGGUGUGGAAGGCCUUUCCAGGCUCAAGUUUCUAGAAAUAGGCAUCACUGGGCGGCAAGGUUACCAGUUACAGAUGGCCUCCCUUGGUCUGGGGGCAGGAUGGCUCGGACUGGAGGAGCUGAGUCUGGGUGGUAAAGAGGUGGGGCCCGGCCUGCUCUGUGCCAGCCGUCUGAAGGACCUGAAGUGUCUGUGCCUGUGGGCCUGUACGCUCAGCGAGAUGCAGAUAGUCCGGAGCUGCAGGAUGCUCCGUGGGCUACGCAGGCUGGAGUUUUUGGAUGUAAUUUUCCAGCCUCGACAGUGUCCACCAGUAGUGGAAGGGGAGGGGGAGGGUGAGGGUGAAGGUGGUGGUGAUGGUGAUGUUGGUGGUGGUGAUGGUGGUGAUGGUGGUGAUGCUGCCAGAGAAGAGCAGGACAACCAGGAAGCUGAAGGUGGAGAUAACAGCAAUGAUGAAAACAAGCCGCUAGAUAUGAAUGAUCCCAUUCCAAGUUUGCGUCGCUCACUUGCUGUCCUGCUGCCGUCCUGCACACUAGUUUUCACCAACUGCUCUGUUCAGAUCAGUGCAGACUAGAUGAGGUCUCCUCUACUAAUGUAUACAAGUGGCCCAUCUGGAUCACUGUCCUUCACACUGGCAUCAGUGAUUUUAUCCAUGGUUAUGGAUUCAAUGAAUGAACUUAGUUUUUAUUAUUGUGCCAUGAAUAUAACUGUGCCCAGCCCACAUGGGCUGCAAGAUAUCACAAACUCAUUGUCAGCUCCAGUGUGCUGCUUAUACGUUUUAAAAUACAACUACAAAGAAUCAACCAAAUUCAUCAUGUUCAUCAUGUUCAAAACUUCAAGUCAACAAAAUUUAAAAAUCACUGGCCAAACAUCUACUGAAUAAUACUGGAGAAACCUAACUAAAUUGUCCAUCCAGCCUUCUUUUCCAGGAUUCUGAAACUAUCUUCCUCCUGAAAAUGUUGGAAUCCGACAACCUCAGCAUGCAGAGGAAGAACACCAGUUCUGUACCAUGCAACUCAAAAUCUUCGGCUUCCACAUACGUAAAAUAUUAAAUACAGUUCAGGGCCAUACUUUUGUGCAUACAUCUAUGCAUACAUACUGAUAUGUUUUUAGUUUUGAUUUAGAUGCAAUAUUUUUAAACCAGUUUCCUCAAACUUGAAUAAAAGCUUACUUUUAAUGGAGCUAUAUGUUGUGAUAUUGAACAUUUUUAAGGAAAAUCAACACAGACGUCUUUAAAAUAACCAGACAACCAUGCCGAACACCUGAAGGUGUUUCAUUGCCCUGAUCAAACGAUCAUCUUGCCACAAAGCAGUCUUGCUCUUUGAUCGUCAGCGACUCAUAUUGAAUUUAGAGAUAACACAUUAUAAAAAAAAGUUUUGAACAGUCUGAUGGUAAACAUAUUUAGAGCGUCUCACGGUAUAUAUCAUUUCAUUGUCCAAUCCUGCUGCUUGACUCUGUGUUUCGAGGUAAAUCAGUGGGCAGUCUCACUUUCAAACCGAUUGCUCACAUGGAACCAAAACUCAUUUUUUAGCAAAGUCUUUAAAAGUUACAAUAUAAAACAAAACAUGGAUUUGUCACAGCAAGAUUGUAAAGACAUAAGACUUAUAAAGACAUAAGCAGGUGUCAUCUACUAACUGAAGCAUACUGCUGGCAAUGAUCCACCUGUUUCCUGUUGCUUCUCUCCUUUUUUGACAAUGUUUACAUUCAGGAAACUAUAUCCGUUACAAGCAGGUGUUUGGUUUUGAAGAAGGAGCACAACACGUAUUUAAACAAAUCUUUAUCGUGUCCCAAUUGCUGGUUAUUACACCAUUUUUAGAAUUAAGAAAUGAUCAUUGUAAAUGUAAAUGUAUUUUUAUUGUGUUCAUGAGAAAAACAUGGAAGAACUGUGUCAUAGACGUGAAUUGCGUUGAAUUUAAACCAUUUUAAUUUCACCUUCUUUAAAAUGAUAAAUGAGCAAUUGUUUUGAAUAAAUCUACAUUGACUAAAGAA